Molecule: messenger RNA, 765 nt
Organism: Pygoscelis adeliae (Adelie penguin)
Lineage: Eukaryota; Metazoa; Chordata; Aves; Sphenisciformes; Spheniscidae
Gene: MARVELD1
Product: MARVEL domain containing 1
Exons: 2
Coding region: 1-444 (147 amino acids)
Cellular component (GO): membrane
Source: RefSeq, a predicted model, not a curated record
AUGCGCCCGCUGGGCCUGCUGCGCCUGGGGCAGCUGGCGCUGGGCGCUGCCUUCUGGGUGACGGUGGCGGCUCACAAGUACGAGGGGGCGGCCCACUUCGCCCUCUUCGCCGCAGUCCUGGCCUGGCUCCUCACCCUGGCCCUCUUCGGGCUGAGCCUGCUGGGGCGCUGGGCGCUGGUGCCCUGGCUGGGCUCUCGCUGGCUCCUCACCAACCUGGUGCACGACCUGGCGCUGGGCGUGGGGCUCUACGCGGCCGCCACCGGCAUCAUGGGCUACAAGGCCGGGCGGAAAAGCUAUUGCAGCCUGCCGGGCUACAGCCAGCGCUGCCUCUACAGCGCCUACCUGAGCGCCUCCGUCUGCGGGGGCAUCGCUGCCUGCCUGUACCUCUUCUCUGGGCUCUACUGCCUGUCGCGGCGCUGCCGGGACCAGCGCGACAUCAUCUGAGACCCCGUGGCGCUCAGCUCCCCUUCUCUUCGCCCGCGGACAGAGCACAGCCCCGCUUCGGGACGAAGUGACCCUGCCGCCCCAUCCCCGCCCGGCUGACUGCACCGCGAUUCCUCCGGAGACUCCUGCGCAGACGGAUGGACAGACAGAGGCCUUCCCCGAGCACGGCUUCCCCUGCAUCCUGCCGAGACAGCGUGGACACCCAUCCGCGGCACAGGCCCCUCUCCCACCCCCGGACAGACGUAGGCUAUUGCAAGUGGAAGGACCCAAGCGGAGAGCCCCUAAAGAGGGACCCCAAUUUCUGGGAGCCCCCGAGGCCCC